Molecule: messenger RNA, 2066 nt
Organism: Pelmatolapia mariae (spotted tilapia)
Lineage: Eukaryota; Metazoa; Chordata; Actinopteri; Cichliformes; Cichlidae
Product: E3 SUMO-protein ligase ZBED1-like
Exons: 3
Coding region: 1-1872 (623 amino acids)
Molecular function (GO): DNA binding; protein dimerization activity
Source: RefSeq, a predicted model, not a curated record
AUGGCCUCAGGUUCAACAGAACCAGAGCCUGCGGGGAUGCUAGUACCAAAGAGGAACUGCACAUCAGCCGUGUGGGAAUAUUUUGGGUUUAAAAGAGAUGAUGUCGCACAGAGUCAGGUACUGUGUAAAACCUGUCUUGGUAGAGUUUCUACAUCUCGGGGAAACACUACGAAUUUGUACCAGCACCUUAAGACUCAGCACAAAACAGAGUAUGAUAGAUGUAUGGCUAAAAAAUCUAGUAGUGUGCAGAAUAAACCUAGUAACGUUACUCGGCAAGGAUCACUGACCGAACUGUUUGAAGGUGUUACGCCAUAUGAACGCACUUCAAAACGGCACAUGGAAAUCACCAAAGCAGUAACCCACUGCAUCGCGAAAGACAUGAUGCCCGUCAAUACGGUGACCAAGCCUGGGUUCAAUAAUUUGGUAACUACACUGGAUAAGAGGUACAGAAUGCCCUCCCGCACGUAUUUCAGUCAGACUGCAAUACCCGAGCUACAUGUGCAAUGUAGGCGGAGGGUUGCAGCAGAGUUAAAGGCUGUUGAGUUUUUUGCGGCGACAACAGACAUGUGGUCAAGCCGUACAGCAGAGCCCUAUCAAAGUCUGACGGUGCAUUACAUUACCGAAGACCUCCACCUCGAAGCUCGCAGCCUACAAACGGCCUACUUCCCCGAAGACCACACAGGGGAAAACACUGCUGCUGGCCUGAGAGAGGGGCUUGCGUGUUGGGAUCUCCCUGAAGACAACCUUGUCUGCAUAACGACGGACAACGCGUCAAAUAUGGUGAAAGCAGCACAGCUGAACGAAUGGACCAGGCUCCAGUGUUUCGGACACAGAUUACAUCUUGCUAUUGAAAAUGCAAUCAAAGAUGGUAGAGUAUCAAGAGCAAUUGGGCUGUACAAGAAGUUGGUGGGGCACUUCUCGCACAGUUGGAAGAAAAAGGCAGCACUCACUGAGGCACAGAAGGAGCUUAAGCUUCCUGAGCACUCUCUCAUUACUGAGUGCCCUACAAGAUGGGGGUCCAAAGAGAAAAUGAUUGCCAGAGUGCUGGAACAGAUGAAAGCCAUAUCGCAGGUAUUGACAGGUGACCGACAUGCACGCUCCCUCAUCCCAACCUGGCAGGAUGCUGAAGUGUUGGAGUCCAUUCAUAAGGCACUGCAUCCUCUCUCCGAAUUUACUGAUGCUCUUUCUGGAGAAGAGUAUGUGAGCAUCUCCUACCUCAAGCCAGUUCUCCAUCUUCUGGCAACAUCAGUCUUGGCUGAAGAUGCUGAGGACACUGAUCUGACUAGAUCAAUUAAAACCAAGGUCCUGGCAUACCUCAACGACAAGUAUAGUGACCUCAACACCCAGGAGCUUUUGGAUGUUGCGUCGUUCAUGGACCCUAGGUUCAAAACGCAAUACAUCAGCGCAGACAACCUUCCUGCCAUUAAGGCCCGACUGAAGACAGAAAUGGUGGAAUCGGCUAGACGUACACAUAAUCAGGAGAAGAGGUCUCGCACUGAAACUGCUCAAAAUUCUCCAAGUGCACAGGCCUCUGGGGGAAAGGCAAAGAAGACUCUUGGUAGUCUUUUUAAAACCAGUGCGGCCUCUUCAGCUUUGCCUCUGCCACUUGAAGAUGUCGUGGAGGCAGAGUUGAAUAGUUACCUGUUGACCCCUGUCAUUGACGGAGAGGAUGAUCCCUUAGCCUGGUGGAAGGUGCACAACAUUCACUUUCCACGACUGUGCAAGAUGGCCCGCAAAUAUCUGUGUGUGCCAGCCACAAGUGCCCCCUCAGAGCGUCUGUUCAGCACUGGAGGGAAUAUAGUGACCUGCACUCGCUCAUCCUUAAAGCCAGCAAAAGUAGAUAUGCUGGUCUUCCUAGCAAAAAACCUGUGAGCUAGGAUGAUUAUGGCUAGCUGAGCCAUACUCAUUGUGCACUUUAGUUUGUGCUGUGUUGCUGUUACUUACUGCAGAUAAUCAAGAUGUUCAGCCAGUUUUAAUUUAAAGGCGUGUUUGUGUGUGUGUUUAUACAAUUGCUAUUAUGUUUGCACUUUAUGUGUAAUGUUACUGACUGCAGAGAUCAGUAAGAU